This is a messenger RNA of Paramecium octaurelia, 2145 nucleotides long. The record is from the annotation of a GenBank genome assembly. Lineage: Eukaryota; Ciliophora; Oligohymenophorea; Peniculida; Parameciidae.
AUGAGUGAUAGUAUUGACUUCAACGAUAUGAUAAAUUAGAACAGGUAUUUAAUCUUUAACAUACAGAAACAUUUAUGGUACCUAGUAACAAAAGGAUGAAAGCAAGAUGAUUCAUAAGCCUGUGGAUGAUUCAAGUCUUACAAUUGAUAAUAUUCUUAAAGGAAAUCAGUAUGGCAUUAUGUGUAUAACUAAGAGCAUUUUAUAAUCCUAUGUCGCUUUAAACAUCAUAAUUGAAAGAUAAAAUAGAGGAAGAAUCUUAGGAUGAAAAGGUCAAUUUUUUCUAAGAAGUUUAAUUGUUAACCAAAAUACCUGAAAUUGUUUCAUUCAAUUUAAUUUAUAAUUACAAGACAAUUUUUAAGAAUGAAGGCAUCCCAUAUGAGGAAGCUAAGCAUUUAGAUAAAAGUAUUGUCAACAAUAAUGUUAGCUCGAAUUAAAAGAAAAGAAAGGGAGUUAAAGGUUAGUGGAGCCUCUGUAGAAAAAGAUGUUGCACCAACUAAGAAACAAUAUGUUAGACUAUAUAAAAACCAGAUAUCUAAAAUUUGUUUUACGGCUCCAAAAAGUCUUUCUUUGAUUAGCCAACAUUUAGGAAAUAACACUAAAUGGGAGAAGCAAUUAAAGAUAUAAGACUUUGGUGGAUUGAGGCCUUCUUUAUCAAUAGUUCAAGAGAAAACCACAGGAAGAUUCUACAUCUAUGAUAACAAAUUAGGAAAAGUACAUAUCUUUAGUUCAGACAUGUUGAUUAAUGACAAUAAGGAUAAACCUUUAGUUUCAUUAAAUCUGAAUGAAGACAAACCUAGGUAAGAUCCAUUAUUAUAUUUAAUUGAAUGUGAACAUGAAUAUUAAUGGAAGAGUGUGCUGCUGGUAAUAGGAGGACAUCAUUUAUAAAGAGGAGAAAAGAAGCCUUUGAAGACUAUAAAAGUUUUUGAAAUAAAAAGAAGAGAAGUUACAUUAACACCUGUAUUAACAAUAACAAUGACAAAAUCGAGAAUGAAUCCUAUAGUUUUUGAUCUGAUUAAAGACAAAGGACUGAUUUGGUAAGAUAAGGAUAAUGGAGAUAAGGAGAAAGUAGAUGCCGAACAUAGAUCAGUGGAUUAAAAGUACAUUUUUAUAAUGGGUGGCAAUCCGUUAUUAGAGUAUGAAAAAGAAACUGAUCAAGAGUUGAUUGAGGCUAAUUAAACAUGCGAAUAUGUUAGUUUAAAAUUAAUAUUGGAACAUAUAGCUAGAGCUAAGCUAGUAUAUAUAAUCUAAUAUUUUUAAAUAGUUUUCUAUGACAGAUUAAGCCAAUUUGAGUUUGAAUUUUGGAAAAUUCUCAAUUGUUGAUACUCUGACAAUUAAGUAUCAAAACAUUAUUGCUACUGAGAAGGUUUAUAACCAUUUUUAUAAUGCUUCUGUGACAAAAAUGGUUGACGAUGUAUUCAAAUAAAAAGCAUUAAUAAUUCUGGGAGGCAACACCUCUUAAACAUUCUAAAUUUAAGCUAUUUCAUUCAAAUUGAAUGAGAUUACUUUGAUUGGAUAAACAAAAUAAAUAUAAAAACCAUCUCUUAUAUACUCAGCUAGCAAUUUAAGGUACAGUACAUUAAUAACAGAGAUAUUUUGAGAAGAAAGUCUUUUAUUUUGAUGAGACAAUUAAAAAGGAUCCAUCACAAUUAUAAAACAUGGAAUCCAGAAGGGAUACAAAAGUAGCUUGUAAUUGCAGUAUAAUGUGAUUAUAAGAAUAGUUUAACUUUAUAAUUUAAAAAAUAUAUACAAGUUAUUAAUACAGGUUAAGCAAAUUCCAAAUCCUAAAAUCCUAAAUUUCUAAAAUUCAUUCCUAUUGGAAAAUAUGUUAUGAAAGAUGGAACCUAUGAUUUUCCAAGAGCAAAAGAAGCUUAAUGUUCACCACUUGCCUUAAACCUUUUUAGCAUAGACGGAGUCACCAGAGUAUUCUAUGGAAUGGAUUAUAUAUCAAUAGCUAAAAAAGAAGAUAGUAAAUGGGAUGAUUUGAGAUCGAAGAUUUUUGAAUAUAUGUUCGAUUAAUUUGAAUUGAAUCAAGCUGGUUCAGAGAGAAAAUUCAUUUAUGAGGGAUUCAAACAAAAUCAAGACUCAAUUUUUAAAGAAGAUGAUAGUAAAGUAAUUAAGAAUUUGAAACAUCGCCUGUUCAAAUGA